Micropterus salmoides (largemouth bass) is the source of this 2843-nucleotide messenger RNA. It is a transcript of the gene trappc6b, whose product is annotated as trafficking protein particle complex 6b. The record is from RefSeq and is a predicted model, not a curated record. The coding region runs from base 430 to 942 and encodes 170 amino acids. The transcript has 6 exons. Gene Ontology annotation, biological process: endoplasmic reticulum to Golgi vesicle-mediated transport; regulation of GTPase activity. Gene Ontology annotation, cellular component: TRAPP complex; trans-Golgi network; cis-Golgi network. NCBI's taxonomy places the organism in Eukaryota, Metazoa, Chordata, Actinopteri, Centrarchiformes, Centrarchidae.
AAUACAGGAGGAACACUGCAGCGUGCUGCUCCGGCUGUGGGUCGGUCCAGCUGCUUGUCACGCCUCUUGUAAACAUCACAGCGGCUGAAAAGACUUCCGCAAAGGAUACACUGUUGUAUCCUCGCUUGUAGCUCCUUCAGCAAGCCUCCUCCAUUCUCGAUGUGCAUUUUAAGAAUUGAGGUGUCCUUCAAGAUGGCGUACUGAGAUCAAUUUCCGGGUCACACGCUCGAGAAUCGAGGAGAAAGAAAUUUGGGAAAUGAGAAAGGCCCCCUGUUCUCGGGUCUCUGUGUGUUUGUGAUGCCGGUCCCCUUGUGAGAGGCCCGGUAAACCAGCCGCCGCUACACUGAGCUAACGUUAGUUAGCCGCUGCAGCUAACGUUAGCUGCUGUUAGUACCUUCAGAUAGUACCAAAGGCUACAGAGGAAGCAGGAUGGCAGACGAAGCUCCCUUCCAGUUUUUACAUAACGAAAUGAUCCAGUACAUUUACAAGUCAUCCGAAAACGGAGAGACGGAGAAUGGAAGAAAUAUCACCAAACUGGAGAAUAUGGGGUUCAGAGUCGGCCAGGGGCUGAUAGAGAGAUUGACCAAAGACACGGUGCGAUUCAAAGACGAGCUGGACAUCAUGAAGUUCAUUUGUAAAGACUUCUGGACCUGCGUGUUCAAGAAGCAGAUCGACAACCUUCGAACCAACCACCAGGGCAUCUAUGUUCUCCAGGACAACAAGUUCCGGUUACUGAGUCAACUGUCAGCCGGGAAGCAGUAUCUGGAACAAGCCCCGAAGUACCUGUCCUUCACCUGUGGCCUGGUGAGAGGAGCUCUGUCCAACCUGGGAGUGAAGAGUAUUGUGACCGCUGAGGUGUCCAUCAUGCCCGCAUGUAAGACGAUGUCACUCCUCCGUUAUCCAAUCAGAGACAUCUUCAGAGGGGUAAAUUCCAGGUCAUGAUCCAGAAAAUGUGACUAGCCGAGGCCACGCCCACUCCGCUCUCUCCCUCACCUUCAUACAUCCUUGAGCUUUUGCCAAAUAGUAAAAUAUUCGUGUCUCUAUACUUUGGGGAUUACGUUGAUGAUUUCCUGCAGUCAAUAUUAUCAUAAGUGCACAAACACUUUCCAACGCCAUGGCGAGUAUUCUUGAGAAGAGUGAGUGAAUGUGUGACACAGGACUGUUUAUGGAAGAGCUUUGGCGCCCUCUGUCUGUCUGUUGCAAAAAGUUAAACUGCACUGUUAAAAAGAUAUUGGUAAUUAUCAGUAACAUUGACAGGAUUUCUAAAACAAAGCCCUGCUAGUGAAUCUAUGAUCAUUCCAAGCUUUCAGAAACUAGUUUCAUGUUUCAGCAAAUCAUAGAAAAUGAAAUGGCAUAGAUAGAUAGAUAGAUAGAUAGAUAGAUAGAUAGAUAGAUAAACUAUAAAUGAAUAAAUACAAAUGAGGAAAUGGGGCCUGGAACACAAACUGCGUUUCUCUACAGUUGGAUGUUGAACGGAAGCAGAUGAGUAAUUAACCUGUGAUCCCAGUGCUCCCCACAGGGUGAAGACACUCACUGUAGCACUGAUGAUGGGCAGCAGUCUGUCCUAACUGUUCAGUACGGUUUUUAUUAACCUUGUUUGAACCUUCACGUUGAAUCCGUUGCAAUAAAUUCCAGUGUGAAGUCAACUGCGGUGCCUCACUGUCAACAGUUCAGCCUAGAUCAGGUUAAUUUCUUGAUUCCAGAAAUAUGAAACCCACUUACAUGCUAUACAGAAAGAAUUCCUGUGUGUGACCUGCUGAGAACAGCUGAUUAAGCUCAGAUAAAGCACCUGGCCGUUUACAGGAGUCACAGCGACUUCAGAGCUUUUUCACGGGAAGGUCUUCACAAAAGCAGUUUUUGAUGGCGGAUGGGUUAGAAUUUAGACCCAUAUUAGUUUGACAGCAUAUGAUCCAAACCCAUGACCUGUCAGCCAAUCACUGAAGACGAAGUGACCGAGUUCAGCAGGAAAGUUUCAGGUCGUAAAAACCAAAACAACGUUAAAUCUGUAGUGUGUAGGACCAGAAUUUUAGUUUAAAACAUGAACUACUAUUAUCAACAGAAAGAUAUCUCUGUAGGCCUGCAAUGCUCUGGCCCAAUCUCAAUGUCCCCCUAAACACUCACGACUUAUUUGACGUCACCUGGUGAGUGAUUGAGUUCGAUGGGCUGCAAGGGCUCUAAAUGCUAAACAGGAACGGGACAGCACUUUAUGACAUUAUCGGGUUUCCCGCGGCUCCUUAUAAAGUCUGAAAAGGUCUUAAAUUGUCUUAAAUUUACCAUACUGUAGGUAUUAAAUUUGCAGAUGGUGCGUUUAAGGCUAGUGGGAAAAUGGACAUUUUACGUUUGCAUUAGCUGCAGACGUUGACGUCUGGCAUCACGUCACAUUUCAUAGUCAGUUGUGGCUGCAAGAUUGGGAGACGCAAGUUUAAAGUGGUUGAAGGAAGAUCCGAUCGAUCUGUCUGGCUCAAACAACCUAACAUCACAUCCUCAAAUUUGCGCAGGUCCAAAAAUGAUCAAGGCUAUAGCCUAACCACAGGUUAAAAUAACUUUCUAAAGUGUCUCUUUUCGCUGGGACUUGUUUUCCUCCAUGGAUUAGGCUCCUCUCUCUCUCUCUUUUUAGCGGUGCGCCCAUGUAUUAUUUCGGCCGGAAAGUGAAAUCUAAGUUUGGGCCCGCAUUGUUUUUUUGCUGCCUUUCUUUACAAUGUGUAGGCUAUUGUUUUCUGUUUUUUUAGUAGUUUAUAUUAAGUUUAUCCAAGGACUUUGGUUUAACACAGCAGUAGGUUACAUGAGUUAAGCCUGGGCGAUAUGGCCAAAAAUGUUAAUAAAAACUUCACUAUAAAAGUCAA